Cyprinus carpio (common carp) is the source of this 1020-nucleotide messenger RNA. RefSeq names its product E3 ubiquitin-protein ligase RNF170. Gene Ontology annotation, molecular function: ubiquitin protein ligase activity. The record is from RefSeq and is a predicted model, not a curated record. Lineage: Eukaryota; Metazoa; Chordata; Actinopteri; Cypriniformes; Cyprinidae.
UACAAUGCAGUAGUGAGAAAGCAUUCCAGUCUUUGCCUUCCUCAAGAGAAAGCAACUGAAUUACGAACAAGAAACAUGCCCACCAGCCACAGCUUCCACAACAGGUCCUCUCUUCUCUCAAAGAUAAGGAGUCAAGGCCAGCCACACAAUCCUCACGUGAACAAAAGAGAGGAUUUACCUAAAAUGUGGUUGCCAGCAGGCAAGAGGGACAAUCACUGCCCCGUCUGUUUACAGAUCGCCAGCUAUCCAGUAGAGACGAACUGUGGGCAUCUAUUCUGUGCGCCAUGUCUGAUAUCUUACUGGAAACAUUGCUCCUGGUUAGAUGCCAUCAGCUGUCCUUUGUGCAGACAGACGGUGAAUAAGAUGUGCCAUCUCUUCAGAGAGACCAGAACUGACUGUAAAGAGACAGAAGUGCUCAAACAUGUCAGAGACUAUAACAAGCGCUACUCCGGAGCACCAAGACAGGUGAAGGACUACCUGUGCGAUACACCCCUCUUCCUGCUCUUUCUGGUGCGAUGGCUGGGGAACAUGGGCGGCCUGGUGUGUCUGUUUCUCUUGAGGGUGGCAGUCUGUGGAUUUGGUGCUGCCAUGUCUUUGGCCUCCCCACUGGAGACUCUUCCUGGGCCACUGAGCAGUGUGCUGGGCACGCUGGAUGAUUUUGUAGUGGUCUUCCUUCUUAUCAUUUGCAUUAUCAACAUCAACCAGCAGAUGGGGCCGCAGAGGACAAGAACACACUUGGUCACGCAGGGUGUGCUGACAGACACAUUGUAGAGGACAGUGAUGGUGUGCUUACUAGCAUGUUGAAAUUACACUAAUCAACCUUGUUGGCAAAGGUUAACAGUGUUAUGGUCUGCUGCACUUUGAUCUUAUUGAACAUGGAUUUUCAAUGAUGGUGUCUAGAAUAGACAUACAGCACUAAAUGAGAUGAGUGGAGUUCUUAUGUUUUAAAAACAGAAAUUUAAGGUGUUUUAUUAAAGACAGAUUGUAUAUAAUAAAUGUAAAGUGGUUUUGUAAAUACUG